AUGACUCAAGGUUGUUGUUUUCUAUCUGGUAUGGGAAAGGAGAACUCCACGGGUAGGCCUCUUUCAUCCAAAGUAGCACUCGCCGGAAAAGUCUUCCAACUAACAACUGUUUUGAUUGGAAAAGGGGGAAAACGGGACUCUUUUUUCACUCGUUCCAGCCAAAAAGAAAGUUCGGUCCUUCGGAAAGCUUCAGCCUUUGCAUACGACACUCCUGCUAGCAAGCACAUUGAGAAAAUAAAUGCACAGCGUCAAGCCGGUACAAAGGCCGUGGCCGGGAAAGGAGUGAAGGAAAGAUUUGAUCUUCUUGCCGGGAAAGAGUUUGCUUACCAAGUUCGCUUAUGGGCAGAGACUCAGGAACUGCUAUCUAAUAAAAGUCCGCCUAAGCUGACGAUAUUGAGUCUUUUGAAGCCGACACAGAUGAGGGGAUCCUUUUUUCUAAGACAUCGUAUAUCUGUCAGAGGACCACUCGUUACGCUAACCACUGCCCUCGAAGUGAAGUUCCCCAUAUUUAGGGAACGGUUGAACUCAUUAUGUCAUGCCCUUCUGGUUCGAUGCAGAAUAUCGCAUGCGGGAAUAUGGCUGACUAGAUUCCGUCAUACUGUUAGGAUAACCAAAGAGGAAGACGUUUCUGGAACGCAGUAG
This is a messenger RNA of Striga asiatica, 642 nucleotides long. The record is from the annotation of a GenBank genome assembly. Lineage: Eukaryota; Viridiplantae; Streptophyta; Magnoliopsida; Lamiales; Orobanchaceae.